This is a messenger RNA of Amoebophrya sp. A120, 10401 nucleotides long. The record is from the annotation of a GenBank genome assembly. NCBI's taxonomy places the organism in Eukaryota, Dinophyceae, Syndiniales, Amoebophryaceae.
AUGCAGAUGAUGCAACCAGCGCUGGCAGCGGUGGAGGAGCCGCAGCGACGCCCGCACCGGCACCGGCGGCCCGCUUUAAAAAUUCUACAUGCGCCUUGUUAACUAAAACGUCGAGCAGCCGGAAAUCGAGAAAGCUCGAGCGACUGCGGGCGAAGGCGGCGCUGGAGCUCCUCGAAGAACAACGACAAGGGCUUCGAGGAACCGUUUCUAGCUUUUCAUUUUCUCCUUUGUUUCCUGGGCGCUCUGGGAAAAAACUAUUUCUGCAGGAACGAAAUCCAUCCAAUGAACACGCACUGGGACGACCACGUCCUCGUCCUCGUCGACCACAACGAGGAGAAAAAAAGGUGCAGCUGGACUACAACCGGUGGCGUGCGAGGCAAAACUUUGUAUUUGAGGGCGAUAUAGCCUCGAAACAAAAGAAACAAAAUGUGCAGGACGCUUCUGCUCCGACACGACACCAGCUCCAGCUGCCGGAUGACAACAGGAGGAGGUGGACCAGCGCGCAGCGAAGCAGCUCCUGUGACUAUUUAAGUUUUUCGGCGGGGGGGCCGAUAGUAUCACCAGAUUCAUGUACUACUAUCAACACACGAGGACGACCCGAAGCAGCAGGAUCUUGGACUUGGUCUGAAAGAUCAUGGGGAACAAGUAGAAGAACCUCCACGCCGCUUGCUCCUGACGUCGUGAGGGAAGGAUCUUUUCGCAUCUUCUCGCAGCAAGAAGGUCAUGUAGCACGGAAUAAAGCACCACAUCAAGAAGAACGCGAUGCAACAGCACCUUUGCAGCUGCAGCAAAUGACACAGAUGAACAAGCCGCCCAGCAGCUCGUCGUGUACAAAAGCCGCGGCGUCUUCUAGUGCCGAGGAUAUGGAAACUCUUCGUCGUUUAUUUGUUCCCAAUCCCAUCAAAUUUGAGUUUGACCUACAGCAUUUCCUGCACUACCGCGAUGUUAUUCGGGACCUCCACGCCGAGGUGGUAAGGAAAUUACUACCUUCGGUAGUAGAUGACAGGACAUCUACACCAAAAAAUACAAACUCGUCCACCUCGUGGUCAUCUGCCGCCUCGCGUCUCGAAGGCAACUGUUUGUGUACCUUUGACCGCAAGAAAAAGGCCUUUUACCUGCAGGAAUAUGCAUUGCAAAAGUAUUGUACUCCUACUCGUACUAUAAAUGCAUUACAAAUUUCCUCAGCAUGAGAAAUAAAAUUUGUAAUGCGGAUUUGACUUUAGCAAGAAAAUUUGUAACGCAUGCCUGCAAUACGAGUACUCCCCGAGAGAUCUGAAACGAGCACAGCCCGAGACCUGACUGGGUGAGUAUCUGAAACAGCUGCAAGAUAAUUUUUUUUGAAUUUUUGCAGCGCGCGCAAGCUUGCGCUGCCGGGGGGCUUCGCCCUCCCCACGCUCGCGAAGAGUUGUGGACUUUACCCCGCCCCUUCGGCUUUUUCUCCCAUUGCGUGCAGUGUAGCCUCGGCAGGCGAUUCGUUUUCCCCGCCGCGGGCUCGCGUGCUGAUGUGGGCGCCCUUGGGGCGUUUUCCGUUUUUUUGUUGCUCGCGUGGCGCGGGUUUCCAUGUCUGAGCUAAGGCGAGCGGCUCCGCGGUGCUUUGUGCUUUAUUUUGCCGGGGCUUUUUUUUGUGCCUUUUUGUUUUUGCUAUUUUAUGGCAGCAGGAACAUGAACAACAGCCCGCCCCUGCAGUUGGCGCCCUUUUGCUCUUUUUUGUGUCGAAAUUUUUGCCGCUGCUCUUUUUUUUAUUUUUUCGUUAGUAAAUAUCGCCCCGCUAGUACAUAGUCUAGCCCGCGGCGCUUGUGCCUUUCCGUGCCUUUUGGUAGCGUGCCUGCCAGCGCAAACGGUCGCGGGCCGUUUUCCGUGUUGCAGCCAGUGGCUUUUGCCGUUUUUCACUAGCUCGAGCAUGUUUGCCGCACUUCUUUGCACUGGCCCGCGCCGGUCUGUGCACUUCCCGGCCCCCUCCGCGUAUUUUUGUGGGCCAAACCACGCUGCGCCGGUUGUCUGUGUUUUUCGCACUUUGCUUCCAGAGCUAGCGGCGCGACUGUUUCGCGUAAGCGCCCUGCAUUAGCACCUAGCUAGGCUCUUCGCUGGCUUUCCAUGGAAUGCAAUCCCGGAGGCCGGUUCGGCGUGUCAGCCAGCGGCCUGCUUCUUGGUGUGGGCAUUUUUCUGAUGUUUUUCGCUUCGCGCGCUGACCGCAUGGCGUUUAUCUUUCUCCAUGCCCGGGCGCAGAGGAGUGGCGUGGCAGUCCUUUCGGUCCUUUUCUGCAAGUUUGUGGCUUUGUCUUUGUUAUCCUUUUUGCGCUGCAGCGCCAGACUCGACUUACCAAGGAAGCACGAGAGGCGCCGCAGUUGCUAAGGUUCUGCGCUAAGAGUGGCGACGUUGUCCAUGUUGUUCUGCCUUCGUCUUCCUUUUUUGAUGUCUUUUCGCUGCUUUUUUGCCGCACUUCGCUCAUUUUGUUGCGCUUUCGCGCCUUUUCGAGCUACGCGGAGCUUUUUCGGCGCGUUUCUUUGGGCCUAAAAACGAACAAACUGCCUGGGGAUGGUUAUUCUCGCCGCCUUUUUGCCGUAUUUCAUUGGUGCACCCUGUCGCGCUUUUGCGCCUUUUUAAGCUGUUGGAAGGUUCUUUGGCGCAUUUCGGUCCUCAGAGCGGCCAAACGGUCUGGAAUUUGCCUGGCGGGUGCGAUACAUAGCGCCACCGCUCUGCGGACUUGCUUCUGCAAAAUCGCUGGCGCGCGCCUUGUUGCGCUUUUGUGUCUUUUUGGAGAAUUUGCAAAGUGUUGCACUUUUUCGGCUAUUUCGAUGGCUUUGCGACGUUUUUGCCUUAGCUUGCGUCUUUUGGCGCAUUUUCGCACUUUUCGGGCUAAUUAAGUGAAGCCCAUGGCCCACAUGUGUCGCAUUUGCGGCUUCCUUUAUGACUUAACAAGAGCAGGCCUGCGCUGUUUUUCCUCGCAUUUGGAUCCUUUUCCUGUGUUUUUGUGCUUUCCCACGAUCGUUUUGCUUUGUUUUUGGGCCUUUUUUGCUGACUUUUGCGGAGUUUGAGUAUUUUCGACACACUUCGGGCCUAAAAAAGUCCGCGCCGUCUGCUUCCCUUUUGGCUUUACCCAUGAGUCAUUGCCAGCGAACGCGCUGCAGCGCUUUGCAAAAACACCGGCGCCCGCUUUGGUCUGUUCUUGGCUUGUCGUGGUUAGUGUGGGUGCAAAUGGUCGCACUUUCUUGCUUGUUUUGCUGGCUUUCCGGCGUUUUUGCCUUAGUUUGCGUCUUUUGGUGCAUUUGCGCACUUUCCAGGCUUAACUAGGUGAAGCCCACGGCCCGAAUGUUGCGCGUUUUUGGCUUUUUGGCUUAACAAGAGCAAUUCUGCUGCAAAAUAAGCCUAAUUGUCAUCAAAGAGACGCGCUCUUUCUUUACAAAGAGCGCGACCUCGUUGCCAUCGGCACGCGGGUCGCUGUGGUUUUGGCUGUUUUUCGUUGGUGUGCAAAGUGUUGCGCUUUUGUGUUUAUUUCGAUGAAUUUGCGUACUUUUCUUCUAAGUUUUCGCUUUUUUGCGCAUUUGUGCAAUUUUUAGGCUCAACUAGGUGAAGCCAGCGUGCGCAUUUUCGUCGUUUUCGUCCUUUUUGACUUAACAAGACCAGUUUUGCACUAAAAUGACUCGAAUUAGCACGAAAGAGGUGCGCUUUUACCUUAACAAAGUUGGCACUUUUUUUGGCAUGUGAUGCAUGUUUGCAAUACAAGUUGAUAACGAUGCUUUUGCACAGGAUAAGGAAAACAACGUAGCGAUUGUCCGGGAGAACCUGUGGCAGCUGUUAUCAAAUGCAAAUCUGUCUGGGUCUGGAAGAGUGCUGCAACUUGUGAUGCUGCAUUUGGAUUCUGAAAAAAUCUGUGUUGCGUGAGGAGCAAGAGAAGUCCGAUUUUUGCUACGCGGACAGAGCAUUUGUCAUGCGGGAUAGGCAUCAAGAAGCCCACAGAAAAUCUGUGAUGCUAGGACAGACAUCACAGACAUCAUGCUUUAUGCAAAACGUGCAUGAGAAACUUGCAUUCUUCCAGACCCAGACAUACUUAUUUGCAUUUCAUAGCUGUGCCGCCAAGACACUCUGAAACUGUCCGGGGGAAGGAGUGACGGGCAAGAUCAAAAUGAAGCAGCUGCUGGUGCGGCCAAGCGCUCGCCAAGCCCCUGUAAGACCUUCAAGAUCAAUUCCGUGCUGGAAAUCGGUUUCAAUGCCGGGCACAGCUGCGCGCUCUUCUGCCACGCGUGGAGCAUGCGCGCGCAAGAGGCGGCGCCGGCGGAUAAUCUUCUUGGCGGCAAAGAAAUAAAUGCGUCGCAUAAACAAGUACAAGUAGAGGCACAAACUGCAGCAGUGCGUGAGCUUGCUGCAGUCGAAAGACAAGGAACUGCUGGCGCACGACCACGCUGCGCAUCGGCAUCCAAAAACGCUCAUCUUGCGCUUGCGGCAGCGGCCCCAGGAGAGGUAGAUGUCGACGUGACAGAACAUGAAGAUGAGCAAACCAAUAAAAAGGUCCACCCCCUCGUCCUCGUGACUGAAGCAGAGCACAGGACAAAUAAACCGACAAAAAGCCACGAGCAGAAUAACCGGGUGGACCACGACGAGGAAGGAAACACCAGGGGCCAAGAAGAACAAGAAGAGUUUCAGUUUGUUUACCUGGCCUUCGAUCUGUGCGAACACCUCUACACGAGACCGUGCUUCGACGUUUUGCAGAAGAAAUACUUCUGUGGUCCAACUGGAAGUGUUUCGCAGCAAGAAAAGCAAAAGUUGCAGGAGAAUUUGGCGACCAGAUCUUCUUCUUCAGGCGAACCCACAAUAGCAGAAGCAUCUACAUCUACCACCACGUCUGCAUCGGCAUUGACUUCGACGGCCACAUCCAAAGGCUGCGGCGGGGUGUUCCAAAAGAAUAUUUUCUUGCACCUCGUGGAAGGCGACAGCCGGGAUAUCCACUGCAAAAGUAUCGUACUCGUAUAAAUGCAAGUCUUGCUGCAUUACAAAUCUUUUUCUUAAGGUAAACCAGCAUGACAAAUUUGCUUUCUCAAGCUGAGGAAAUUUGUAAUGCGAUUUCUACUACUUGUACUAGUUCUAGUACGAUGCUUUUGCAGUUCAUACGGGACACCGUUCCGCAAUUUGGAUUUGACAGUGCUGAUUCUGGUAACCUCCAACCUGGCUGCUCCAUGUCCAUUAUCCUGAGAAAUCAAAACGUAAAAGUGUGGUCACCACUUCUAUCCAUAGCGGGCUCGUCAUGUCGAUUUGCAUGUCUAGCACGAGCACAUGAUCUCUAUUGGUUUCGGCUCGCCGUGGCAGCGAAUUUCCAGUUGUUUUUUUGACUAUGGUACAUUUGACAUGCAGCUCUAAAAAGCACGACUUGGACAGCCACAGCCUGGGUUGUCGAUGCGGUUGGUCCUCUAGCUGGGAACGACUACGCUGCCGAUGAUGCCUAGAGCUCUCGUCAUGGUCGAUUCAGUCCGCAAGCGUGUAGACGACUGGUAUAGCAGAUUCCGCAUGGACAACAUUAGAGUAACUAUGGAAAGAUGGAUAUAUGUUGUUUAGCUGAAGAUGCGUUUUUUCUUUCUCAGGAUAAUGUCGUCCAUUGGAGGAACGAAGGUCACUUUGUUCGACCUGAUUCACGUGGACGGGUCCCACUCUUCCGAAACGACAAUAUGAGAGUGCACAGCUCGUGGUACCCCUCUGUCACUGUUUAUUUCUCAUGCGAGAUAGGGAUAAAACAAUAAGAAUAACGAUAACGUUACCCUUUCCUUUUGCCUCUUCUCGCUUAUUAAUCCUGCAUGACAGGAGGUGGCAGCCUGCCAAAACCACACUGGAAUUGUCCAGGGCGGAUUUUUAGUCUUUCUGAAGACGCUGUGAAGCGGCCCUCUUUGCCGACGUUUUUCCUCAGGUGAUUUUUAUGCGCCGCUUUAAAUCAGUAUCAGAAUCAGGGGAACAAUAAAGACGACGAGGGAGCGUAGUUUUUGUGCACUCUCAUAGACGAAGCAGGACAUCCUGAAUUGCCGGAGAUUUGCUAAGUAUGAACUGCAAAAGUAUCGUACUCGUAUAAAUGCAUUACAAAUUUUCUCACCGUGACAAAUAAAAUUUGUAAAUGCUGACUUGCCUUGACAAAGAAAUUUGUAAUGCAAGACCUGCAUUUAUACGAGUACGAUACUUUUGCACAGCAUGCUAAGCCGUUGAAAACGAUCUUGGUUGUCGACGACGCGCAGUUUCAGGGCAUUCGUGAGGUGUUGGAGGAAUUGAUCGCGGCCCGGGUUCUGGUCGAGUUGGGGUUCGACCGAAUCCGCUGUGGAACGUCGUUGUUGACGUCUAGUACAGCUAUUGGUCCUCGGGUCACCAGCGAAAUGACCAGAAUCUCAUGCGACAAAAUGCUGGAGCGAAAAGGAAACGUUUUGAAAAAAACACACUUGCACCGAAUUUUUCACUAUCUUUGAUUGAUGAAGAGUAGUUAAGGUUAACAGAAACACACUGUCGCUGCUGGACCUGUUAUGCACUGCCACGCCCGUGAUCCCGCCAUCUUUAAAAAUGUCUCAGAAAUGGCCUCGGGAAUGUAAGGCGGAGGCAAUUCCCACAACGCCGGCGCCCCUCAUUGUGGUUGCAGGGAAGAGGGGCACACAAGGCGUCGAGCCGGGCCAUCGCAAAGCAGCUUCCUCGAGACGCGGCGCCCGCUGCCGUAUUUGGCGCAGUUUUGUGGCGCGCAAUGCGGGCCGCGGCUGGCGUUGACGUUCGGGCGCCGCCCGUUUGCCCCUUAUCCCUUUGCCGGCCUCCCCUUGCAUAUAUGGACGCGAAGUGCCGCAGCGCCACACUUGUGUCGGGCCUAUCUGUGCCCGCUUUCGUUUUGUCGCAGGCGCGCCGGCGUCUUGUCCGCAGCCCGGUUCGAAGCAUUGCAGGCGCCCCGUCUGCCCCUGCAUUUCCGCCGCCCCGGCGGUUCAGUGCCUGCUCUGACAGGUUGGGACCUUCAGCGGGGCUGCCUCUGUAAGAAGGCAGUGUGCUGGCCUUGCCGCUGUUCCUUUCUUUGUUUCUGUGGCAGCCAGGCACGGGCCCGGCCUUGCUUUCUGCGCGGCGGACUGCUAUUCUGGCCCUCCUCCCUUGUGGGCGGCAGGCACGGCCGGCCUCACCCGGGAGGGCAAGCAACCAACUGCCGGCCUCCCAUUGAUUGGUUGGCCGCCUGCCGGCGCCGCUUGGCCACAGCCGGGCGCCUCGUCAGCCCAUUGUCGUGGCGCAUUGCUUUCGCACGCGCAGGCGCGCCCCUUGGCGCGAGGGGGAUGCUGCCCUGCUUCUCUAGAUCACAGGGCCACCGUGUCACGCGCGUGACACGGGCGGACCCGGCUUCGUUCUUUCUCGUCUCUUGCUGGUCUUGGGUGGUUUGGUGGCAAGCAGAAUUGCUUCAGUCAGUUUCCCUCCACUUCUACCGCCAAAGCCCAGGGGACUGCCGCGUGUGUGUGUCUAUGAUUGGCAUCCAAGGCAGUCUUGGACCUCACCUGGGGCGAAGGCCUGCCUCAGCCCGCGAGCCCUUCCUGGCUUCUGCCAGCCGGACCGGCCGCCGGCCGACAGCCAGGCAGGCGCCCCCGCGCGGGCCGUGUUGGCCUUGCUUGGAUGCAAGUGCCGGCGAAGGCGUUGCAGCGGCUUCUAGGCAAAGCCGAAACGUAUGAAGUUAAUGGGGCUGCUGAACUCACUGGCGCAGCCACUGGCGCCAUGUGUGGCGCCGCUCCUCUCCCUCGGCACGACUUAGGCACUCCUUCACCAACGAGAGCGGCGGCCAGCAGCCGGAUGAAGCAGCAGCCGCCGGAGUUCGCGAGCGCGGCCCCAAGACCCAGAGUCCGACGAUGAUGAGCGCUGAGGAGCUUCAGCGCCCCGAUUACAGCUGGCCCUUUGUGGAUAUUGCGUAGAACAAAACUCUAUUUGGCUUGUGGAGGCCACACGUUGUAAGCUAUUUGGCUUGUGGAGGCCACAUGUUGUGAAUCAGAAUCAGAAACGUCGCGAAUGAGAAUCAGAAUCAUGGUGAAUCUGAAUCGGGCUACGGUAGUAAAAAGACCGCGAAUGAAGCGAAAAAAAUUGAAAGGACCGGGCCAAGAAAGUAGGCAAAAAAAAAGGCCAAAGCGAAGCCACACGCGCUGCCGGGUGCCGCAUUUCUGUAAAGGGAGGAAAAAUGCCGAGGCCUUCGCAUUUUUUUCUUUGGGGAAAAAACCUGAGAGCGUUUGCAUUUUUUUCCUUCAGGGAAAAACCUAAAAAAGUUCGCGCGAUUUUCUAUAACAAAAAAACCAAAAAAGCUGCGCGCGAUUUUCUACUACAAAAAAACCAAAAAAGGUGCGCGCGAUUUUCUUUUACAAAAAAACCCAAAAAAGUUGCGCGGGAAUCCCCCCUCGAAAAAAACCAAAACCGAAGACGGGCCAUUUUUCCUGCCUUUCCCCGAUGGUAUGAGGCCGAUCAGGCCGGCGAUUUUUCACAUUUCUGGCCUUUAGAAAAUCGCGCGCACCUUUUUGGGUUUUUUUGUAAUAGAAAAUCGCGCGCAACUUUUUUGGUUUUUUUGUAGUAGAAAAUCGCGCGCAGCUUUUUUGGUUUUUUUGUUAUAGAAAAUCGCGCGAACUUUUUUAGGUUUUUCCCUGAAGGAAAAAAAUGCAAACGCUUUCAGGUUUUUUCCUGAAGGAGAAAAAUGCAACAGCCGCGACAUUUUUUCCCCAAUAGCUGAAAUGGCGCCACGAUUUUCCGCGUUUCGGCUUUUUCUGGUGUUGCUUUUUCGCGGGUUUCGCAGUGCCCUUGCUGGUUUUUUUUUUGCUUUUCAGGAUGCCCCUCAUUCGUCUUAUAUAUUCGGCAAGAAUUGCCGCGCGGAUCAAGUUCAUAACGAUCGCCACAGCGACCCGAGAGUGAGGGAACCGAUGGCAAAUCCGUCCGAGAUUGAUUCGAUCGAUCUCGGGCGCGGGCCGUUGCGCCGUGGCGAACGAGUCCGCCCCUGUGAAAAAGAUGCCUUUGCGUGAAGGCUGCAAAGGGUCAAAAUUUCCGCGAAACUGCGAAGAAGAUCCGCGGCGCGGCAGUCUUGCCGUCUUUUCCGGUGUUAUGUUGCAAGGCCGCGGCAUCUCCAGAGCAGUUGCGGAGUGAUCUACAGAGCAGGCCCAGAGCGCUCCUCGCGCUUUUGAUGUCUCGGGUGGAUGUCCUGCAGAGCACGCCCAGGCCGAUUGCUAAGACUGGGCACGUGAAUACUGUCGGCCGGUCCGACGGAGGGGGGCCGGAAUGGGCGGCCGGCGCUUCGGGCAGUUCUUCGGGAUUUGGGCGCGGCCAGUGAGCACGCAGCGAACAAAGGGGCGAAGAACUGUGGCGGGCGGAGGGUCCGGCGCAAGAUUGUGCAGGUUUUUGCGGGUAAAGAGUAGGGCUGUGGAAGCCCGGCCGGCCCGGCCGCCGGGCUCAGGAUGUUUGUAGAAGCUUCGCGUGCCGCAGCUGUCGCGUGCGACCUUGGCCGGCGACACCUACCGCACUGCGUUGAUGGUAGGCGGCCCGGUGUGUGCCUUUGCAGGGGCAGGCCGCUGGCCCGGCGCGCUACCUAGCUGGGCACCCAGGGCAAGGCCGCCGAUUGGGGGAUCUUGGGAGGGUUGGGCCCGGUUUUUCUUUCUUCAGGAAAAUCGUAUUGGGGGGAAGAAGCCAGGGCCCCUCUCGGUUUUCCCCAAGGAAACCUGCUUGGCGUGUUUCUUACAAGCGCACAAGCAAAGGUGCGCCGGCGCGCUGGUUUGUAUUUUCGCAGAAAGAAACUAGGAAACACGGCCCGCGCAACAGACGCAGGCCGCGGCGCGUGCUCGGACGGGCGGGCCGCACUGUGUGGGCCGCGCGCUCGCAUGCGCGCCCUGUCAGCCGGCCACCAGCCGUCGCACGGAUUGCCAGCCGGCCACCAGCUUUGCGCGCUGGGCGACCACCUUUGUCCUAACCAGCGCACAACACCCUCCGAGGGGCGCUCCCCGUUUUUCCGAACCGUGGCGCCAUCGUGUCACGCGUGUGACGCGAGCGGCAUGCGCUUCAGUUUUGCAGCGUGGUGGCGUAGGGCGCGCGCCCCGGGGGUUCGCCGGGUCUGUGGUUUUGGGUCUAUAUCUAUUGCCCGCGCCCAAUCUUCGCGCCGGCCGGCGGUCCGCCAACCCAAUGUAGGUCGUCCAGGACGGCGCAGAUAAUUCCCGUGGCCCGUCAUUCCGUUGCUAUGGCGUGCCCAUCGUGUCGCGCCUCAGUGAUGUGCGACGUAUAAAAGCGACCACGGCGAUGACUCCGAUGCGCGGCGAUAUAUGCAAAGUCGGGACAUUUCUGAGCAGAUUCCUGGAGCAUUCCUGAGGCAUUUCCAGGCCCCCUCUGAUCACGGGCGGUCCGUGCGUAAACCUGAUGAACAUAGACUUUGUUGGACCACUUAAAAAAUGUGACCAUGUA